AAAAUAAUUAGACCGAAAACUUUUUGUUGGUAUGCUUAGUAAGCAACAAAAUGAAGAGGAUGUGAGACAACUGUUCAACAGAUUUGGAACAAUUGAAGAGUGUACUAUUUUACGAGGACCUGACGGCGCAAGUAAAGGUUGUGCAUUUGUGAAAUUCAGCUCACACCCAGAAGCUCAAGCAGCUAUUACAAGUUUACACGGUAGUCAAACUAUGCCGGGAGCAUCUUCCAGCUUAGUUGUGAAAUUUGCCGAUACCGAAAAAGAAAGACAAAUAAGACGCAUGCAACAAAUGGCUGGCCACAUGAAUUUAUUAAGUCCCUUUGUAUUUAACCAAUUUGGACCAUAUAACGCUUACGCUCAAACGCAACAACAAGCUGCUCUUAUGGCAGCUGCAACGGCGCAAGGAACAUAUAUGAAUCCUAUGGCUGCUUUAGCUACCCAAAUACCUCACGCUUUAAGUGGACAACCUGUUAAUGCAUCUUUGCCAUCCCCAACAAUGCCAACAUUCAACAUGGCUGCCGCUCAACCAAAUGGUCAACCAGCAGGAGCAGAGGCUGUUUAUUCAAACGGAAUACCUCAUACGUAUCCUGGACAUGCACUACAAUUAUCGAUACCAGCACAAGGGCUGGCGAAUGGUGAUGCUGCAUUACCACACGCUGCUUAUCCCGGCAUUCAACCUUAUCCCGGUGUUGCCUAUCCUGCCGUCUAUGGACAAUUUCCACAAGCUAUUCCUCAGCAAAUUGCAGCUGUUCCAGCUCAACGAGAAGGAUGCUCCAUAUCUGGACCUGAAGGCUGUAACCUGUUUAUUUAUCAUUUGCCUCAAGAAUUUGGCGAUGGUGAAUUGAUGCAAAUGUUUAUGCCAUUUGGCACGGUUAUUAGUUCUAAAGUAUUUAUCGAUCGCGCUACAAAUCAAAGUAAAUGUUUUGGUUUUGUUUCCUUUGAUAAUCCUGCCAGUGCUCAAGCAGCUAUUCAAGCGAUGAAUGGUUUCCAAAUUGGAAUGAAAAGACUGAAGGUUCAGUUGAAAAGACCUAAAGAUGCCAACCGACCUUAUUAA
Chironomus riparius is the source of this 1054-nucleotide messenger RNA. NCBI's taxonomy places the organism in Eukaryota, Metazoa, Arthropoda, Insecta, Diptera, Chironomidae. The record is from the annotation of a GenBank genome assembly.